GCGGGGCUUGUUGCGGCAGAGGGAGUCAUAUGACCUGCGGAAACUUUUAAACAGGAAGUCUAGAACAGUGAACCGGGGCAAUAACGAGCAAACCGGGGCAAUAACGAGCAAACUGGGGCAAUACCGAGCAAACUAAAAGGACGGACACGGGUUCUGUUACAGUUGGUCAGUUCUCAGAUGUUCUUCCUGCUGUUAUAUGAGCGCCGCUUUUAAGGAUGGUUAUGAGCUGCAGAUCAUGGAGCAGGUGACGGACAGCAGGAGGACAGUGGAGGAUGAGCGCCGUCUGAUCCGUGCGUGCGCUGCUGCUGCUCAGCCUGUGGGCAGUCAGGAUGGAGGAUCCUCGAGGUUUGUCUACGUCCUCGCCGCCUUCUCCGCUCUGGGCGGCUUCCUCUUCGGCUAUGACACCGGGGUGGUGUCCGGGGCCAUGCUCCUGCUGAAGAAAGAGAUGAACCUGAGCGCCUUGUGGCAGGAGCUGCUGGUCUCCAGCACUGUCGGUGCGGCGGCGCUCUCGGCCCUGGCGGGGGGAUACCUGAACGGACAGUACGGCCGCCGGAAGUGCAUCAUGCUUGCCAGCUUCAUUUUUACUGUAGGGGGCAUCAUUCUGAGCCUGGCACCUGAUAAAACGGUCCUUCUUGUCGGCAGGCUUACUGUAGGACUCGGAAUAGGAGUAGCAUCUAUGACCGUCCCAGUCUAUAUCGCUGAAGUGUCUCCUCCGCAGCUCCGGGGUCAGCUGGUGACCAUAAACACCCUGUUUAUCACAGGAGGUCAGUUCAUAGCCAGCGUGGUGGACGGAGCCUUCAGUUACAUGGAGCACGAUGGUUGGAGGUAUAUGUUGGGUCUUUCAGUAGUCCCUGCUGUGCUGCAGUUUUUGGGAUUCUUCUUCUUCUUGCCUGAGAGUCCUCGCUGGCUCCUGCAGAAAGGCGAUUCUCAGAAGGCCCUGGAGGUGCUCACACAGAUACGAGCCACAGAGAACGUGAGCAACGAGUACGACAGUAUCAAGUGCAUUAUUGAAGAGGAGGAAAAGGAAGCAGAAGGAGGACCAGUUCUGUGCCGUAUCCUGGCUUGUGCUCCUGUCCGGAGAGCUCUGAUUGUGGGCUGUGGCCUUCAGAUGUUCCAGCAGCUCUCUGGAAUUAACACUGUAAUGUACUACAGUGCCACAAUUUUGCAAAUGUCAGGAGUGCGGGAUGAUAAGCAAGCCAUCUGGCUUUCUGCUGCUACGGCAUUCACCAAUUUCCUGUUCACACUGGUGGGCGUUUGGCUGGUGGAGCGGGUGGGCCGCAGAAAACUGACUCUGGGCAGCAUUUUAGGUACUGGUGUCAGUCUGUCUGUCUUGGCUGUGGGGUUCCUUCUUUCUGCUCAGGCCUCUCCUCCAGUGAACCUUCACCCCACUGACCCUAUGUCUCUUAACUCCACCUGCACACACUACAGAUUUUGUGAGCAGUGCAUGCUGGAUCCAAACUGUGGCUUUUGUUACUACGAGAAUGGCUCAAACAUAUCAGACUCUUCCUGUGAGCGAGUUGAUCCAGCCAACACUGAGCUAGCAGCAAGUGGCAGGUGCUCUAACGGUACAAAAGAAAGUCUGAGUCCAUUCUGGGCCUAUAACUACUGCCCAACCUCCUAUUCCUGGGUAGUGUUGCUGGGUCUCAUUCUUUACCUGGCCUUCUUUGCUCCAGGGAUGGGACCCAUGCCAUGGACCGUGAAUUCGGAGAUUUAUCCACUGUGGGCUCGGAGCACAGGCAAUGCCUGCUCUGCCGGCGUCAACUGGAUCUGCAAUGUCCUUGUGUCUCUGACAUUCCUCCAUGUGGCUGAGUACCUCACAUACUACGGUGCAUUUUUCCUGUACACUGCCCUGGCUGUGAUUGGCUUCUUUUUCAUGCUUGGAUGUCUACCAGAGACCAAAGGUCUCAUGUUGGAGGACAUAGAGACUCUGUUUAGUAGGCGGCUCUGCACCUGUGGCACACCGGGUGGCGAAAAUCCACAUUACAUCAGGCCUCGUUUGGAUUUGGGAAAGUUGCAUUAUGGGACACUGGAACUAGAGGAAGGAAUUGCUUACAUUUCACUGCAGUAAUGGUGCACUUGUACCUGGAUUUGCCUUUGAAGAACAAUGAACAGCACAUUUAAGAUCAUGAUCAAUGUACUGACACUAUUUUCGCAUUUAUUCAUACUAACAUAGAGGUCAAAUGAUUCUUGGUGUAAUCUAGUUGGAGCUAGAAGUUCUGACUCUACAGUUACCAUGAACAAACCUUUGGGUUUUGGGAUGAAAUCAUGCUCUACAUGUGUUUACACUUAUGUUUGACAAUCAUAUGUUCAUUAUAUUGGGUUAAAGAGAAAAUUACAGCUUGGUUCUUUAAGGAAUGCUAUAUAUUGUGUUAUUGUAUUGAUUAUUAUAUGCUUUACGUCAGAUUAACGGUUUCCAAAAAUAACAAAGAACAACCUGAGGCUCCUUUCUCCUUUUUUAACUGAGAACCCGUUAAAUUCUCCAGACUUUGUAAAUUAAUUGUGCACAUGACUUAUACAGCAUGUACUGUGUAUAUAAGAUAGUAUAUAAAAUAUAAACAUUAUAGUUCAAUAUAAUACAGUAUUAGUAUUAAACUAUAUAAUAUAUAAUAUAAUAUAAUAUAAUAUAUAGUUUAAUCUAAUAUAUUAUAAUGUUCUAGUAUAUGAAAUGAUCUGACCAAGGAUCUCAGCAGUAUCUUUACUGACCGCUAGAAUUCAUGAACCCCCCUUUUGGAAACCCAGGUGUAUAGCUUAGCAACAAAACUCCAGUCUGAUGUUUAAACUCUCUCUUAUAGUGUUACAUGAAUGUUAUUACUUUUUUUACUGAAUAAAAUUUGUCAGAAUGAA
Messenger RNA from Hemibagrus wyckioides, 2844 nucleotides. RefSeq names its product solute carrier family 2 member 13b (gene slc2a13b). The transcript has 14 exons. Gene Ontology annotation, cellular component: membrane. Bases 197 to 2068 code for a protein of 623 amino acids. Gene Ontology annotation, biological process: transmembrane transport. The record is from RefSeq and is a predicted model, not a curated record. NCBI's taxonomy places the organism in Eukaryota, Metazoa, Chordata, Actinopteri, Siluriformes, Bagridae. Gene Ontology annotation, molecular function: myo-inositol:proton symporter activity.